AUGCCACCGUUUAGUGGCAAGAAGAAGAAGGAGCAGCUACAGAUGAAGCGGCAGCGCAAGCGGGAUGAGGAAGAGCGUUCGAAGGUGCGCGACCGGGAGCGGGAGAAGCUGCGCGAGGACCUCGUGGAGCGCGGCGACGAUGCCUCCGAGGACGUCAUUGAUGCUCUCCUACGCAAGCGAGCGGAUCUGCAGGACCCAGCACGUGGACGCCGUGCUCGACAGCGUGAAAAAGAGAGCACCGCUGCAUCGACUUCUGCGCAUCGCAAAGCUGGCGGUGGCUGUGAUGACAAAGACUACCAGUCUGACAGCAGUGCAGCAUCGAAUGACUCGGAUGGCGAAUGUGGAAACCAGAUGCGGUGCAGCACACUGUCGACAAUGAUGUACAACGCGGACCGUCAUCAUGGGGUGCGCAGCAUCUUCGCCAAAGAAACCGCCGCCGUCAUUGCUGCCCGCAAGCAGCUGAACUAUCGACCGAUUCCGUGCCGGACAACGAUGCCGCCAACAGGCAUUGCGUUUGGCGAGUGGUUUGCCUUUCCAUCCUCUGCGUCCUCAGCCGCGGCCGUGGUUUCACCGGCGGCGGCAGGCGUGAGCUCCAGGCGUGGCGGCGCUGGGGACGGCGGGGAUGCUGGCCAAGUGAACGCGGAGGAAAACCUUGCCGUCAUCGCGGCGGAGAAGCAGCGCCGCAUGGAGCGUCCGUUGGUGUCGUCUGCCGGAGAUGCGCUCGGCGGCGUGAGUAGCAGUGUGUUCUUCCCGUUCGCGGUGGAACUGCCCUCGCGAGGCUGGCACGUUGGAACCGAAGGCAGAGCAGUGGUGGAAGAUGAAAACACGGUAAGGGCUGGUGCUAGUGGUGCUUCAACCCAACUGCAGUCGGGCCGAUCGAGAGCGGCAACUCCUCGAGCACCUGUGGACGACUCCGCCACCUCGCCGUCGAAAGGCAGACACGGGGGGACAACGUGCGCGGGACAAUGCAGCUCAGACCAGAAUGAAGUAAGUGAUGCUGGAAGCAACGACAGCAAUGCGUCCGCAGUUCACACAGGUGUCACUUCUGCAAAGGAGCAUCAAGACAACGCACAGUACAUCAAGAGCAUUGAGGAAAGGCGGUUCGGCCUCUACACAGACUGCGUGGACGCUUACCCCUUUCCUACUGCGCUCGAGGGCCUCGAGGUGAGCUCCUACGAACGGAACUUGGAGGUGUGGCAGCAGCUCUGGCGCACUGUCGAGCUGAGUGACGUCCUUGUCGUCGUGGCCGAUGCGCGAUACCCCAUCAUCCACGCCCAUCUCGGUCUUCUCACCUACAUUGCGAAAGAGACGCGCAAGCCGUGCGUGUUUGUGCUGAACAAGGAAGACCUCGUUCCAGCCUCCACGCUGCAGUGCUGGCAGCGAUUCCUUUAUCGCUACUUGGAGGACCUGGGCUUCUUCGUGGAGCCGCUGGAUGCAGCAGAGCAGCUGGGAGAGAAGGAUACCAAGUGUUGCCGCAGCGAAGGCCUUGCGAAGGGAGGUUCCGUGAGUGGGCGCAUUGUACUGCGCACCUUCACCGCCAACCCGAGACCUGAAACGGCGGGACAACGCGACGGUGAGGUGGAUGUAACACGGCGGCAGAAGAACCGGAAGAAGGCGAACGCGCACAUGUAUGAGAAGCUGCGCACUGGUCGGCUAAACGUGGCGACGCACCUUGGCGGCCGCCAGCGCGCUGCUGCAGGCGGCAGCGACAGCGAAGAGGAUGAUGAGUUCUGUUACGGCGCCACGGAACUGUUUGUGGGGAUGCAGGCCGCUCAGUACGCACUUCAGCAGGAUCGCCGCGCCUACAAGGAGCUCGAGGUGGUCGCUGGCAAGAUCGCCGAGCUGCUGGCGACCUGCCGCCGCUUGGGCACUUUGGCGCGUGCCGCGGCGCAGGGAGAGAAUGCCGCUGCGGUGGAACGGUCAAAUGCAGCCUCGCCGCCGUCAUCGAUGUACGCAACAUCGUCGUUGCCGUGCGUAGCACCACGCGCAGCACAAAAGAAAGCGAAGAAGAGGCGUUUGGCUCGUCACGGUGGCUUGGCCGGCGCUCCUACCGGUGACGACUCCGGAAACGAGAAGAGCGAUGACGCUAUAGAGGACCGGGCGUCAGACAGUCCUUCGUACCUCCACAUUGGCUUCAUUGGUCACCCCAACGUGGGCAAAUCAUCCCUGCUCAACUGCAUUCGCGGCACGAAGGUGGUCUCGGUGAGUCCCACGCCAGGCCACACAAAACACAUUCAGACAAUUCCAGUGCCGGAAGCGCACUUGACGUUAGUGGACAGCCCUGGCUUGGCCCUUCCCGUCUUCGGCGUGCCGCCCCCACUGCAGGCUGUCCUCGGGACGCACCAGAUCGCUCAGACACGCGACCCCCAGACCAGCAUCAGCUUCCUGGCGGCGUAUCUGCCCAUUGAGAAAAUGUACGGAAUGCAGCGGCCCGAGUACGCGCUAUCAGAGGAUGGCUGGAGCUCGCACGAGCUGUGUGAAGCAUAUGCAAAGAAGUGCGGCCUCUUCGUGAAGCAUGGCAAGGGGGCCCUCGAUGUCCACCGUGCGGCCAUUGCCCUUCUGCAGGAGGCCUACGAGGGGCGGCUCGCCCUCUUCUACGCACCACCAGAGCUGAAUCUUCUGCAGUCCACGUGGUAUCGCGAGCGCAUUCGCCCACAUCUUCUGCUGCCGGUAUUCAAACCUACUCUUCUCCCCAGCACGCCAUAG
Molecule: messenger RNA, 2706 nt
Organism: Leishmania braziliensis MHOM/BR/75/M2904
Lineage: Eukaryota; Euglenozoa; Kinetoplastea; Trypanosomatida; Trypanosomatidae
Product: guanine nucleotide-binding protein-like protein
Exons: 1
Coding region: 1-2706 (901 amino acids)
Molecular function (GO): GTPase activity; GTP binding
Source: RefSeq, a predicted model, not a curated record